AUGUUUUCGAAUUAUUCAAAGGAUACUGCUCCUGAGAAGAAAGAUACUGUUCCGGAGAAGCAAAAGGUCGAAAGCUAUCUCAAUGAUAAAAGCUACCCCAAAACUGAUAGAUACCCAAAAACAUACGAGGCUCGAAAAGCCGAAGUUUAUAAAGAUGUGUUUGGUUCAAAAAAAACCGCGCGCUUCGAUGAGGCUCAAAAGAAACAAUACAACCAUGGUGCUUGA
This is a messenger RNA of Caenorhabditis briggsae, 225 nucleotides long. The record is from RefSeq and is a predicted model, not a curated record. The transcript is spliced from 2 exons. Lineage: Eukaryota; Metazoa; Nematoda; Chromadorea; Rhabditida; Rhabditidae. The coding region runs from base 1 to 225 and encodes 74 amino acids.